CAUGGUGUGGAAAAAACGAGUGAGCGGUUUAGAGGUAUGAAAAUUUCCCGCCAUUUGCCUCUCUCCCUCCUUGAGAUAACCUCAUCAAUCUCAUCUCCACCAUCAGAGCUAAGCACCCAAAAGAGCAAUGGGGAUUCAGGGGCUGUUGCCGCUACUGAAGUCGAUAAUGGUGCCGAUCCACAUCAAGGAUUUGGAGGGUUCUUCUGUCGCGAUCGAUACCUAUUCUUGGCUCCACAAAGGCGCUUUCUCCUGCAGCAAAGACCUCUGCAAUGCCCUUCCCACCUCCAAGCACAUUGAUUACUGUAUGCAUAGAAUAAAUCUACUACGGCACUAUGGAGUAAAACCCGUUCUUGUCUUUGAUGGAGGCCUUCUUCCAAUGAAGAGUGAACAAGAAAUCAAGCGUGCAAGGACGAGAAAAGAAAAUCUUGCACGAGCAAUGGAACAUGAGACGAAUGGAAAUUCUGCUGCUGCCUAUGAGUGUUACCAGAAGGCCGUUGAUAUAACACCUAUGAUAGCCUAUGAACUGAUUCAAGUGUUGAAGCGGGAGAAUAUAUCGUAUGUUGUGGCACCUUAUGAGGCAGAUGCUCAGAUGACCUUCUUGGCCAUCAGCAAUCAGGUUGAUGCUGUUCUUACUGAGGACUCUGAUCUAAUACCCUUUGGCUGUCCAAGGAUUAUCUUUAAAAUGGACAAAUUCGGACAAGCAGUCGAGUUUCGAUACGACAUGUUAUCAAAGAACAAGGACUUGAACUUUGCUGGAUUUACAAAACAGAUGCUUCUUGAGAUGUGCAUUUUGAGUGGUUGUGAUUAUUUGCAGUCAUUGCCAGGAAUGGGACUCAAAAGGGCUCAUGCACUUAUCAAGAAAUUGAUGAGUUAUGACAAGGUGAUUAGACACUUGAAGUACAGCACAGUUUCAGUUCCUCCUCUUUAUGAAGAAUCAUUCAAGAAAGCCAUAAUGACUUUUCAGCAUCAAAGGGUUUACGACCCUAUCACUGAAGAUAUUGUACAUCUCUCUCCAAUAUCCCACAAUAUAGGAGAUGACUUGGACUUCUUGGGCCCGUCGAUACCGCAACAUAUAGCGAAAGGUAUAGCCGAGGGUGAUAUCGAUCCAUGUACAAACUUACCAUUCCAGGAGCAGAAUAUCAUUACCGGAGUCGUUCAUGAAAAACCUUACAAACUAAAAGAAUUUAACGCUGAGAGUGUGAAGAAAAAGUUGGAUUUACCUGUGCAGAAGAAUGUCCUGACGAAAUACUUUUGUUUUGCCUCUCUUGAUGCCAAGAGAAAGUUCAGGGCCCCAAAACAAUCAGCUAAUCACUCAACCUUCAGGGAUGGCUCCUCAAUUAGUGCUGAGGAGCCGCCGCCAGCUUCUACUCAUCCUAUAAGAAAUGAUAAUGCAGAUGGGUUUCCUGGUAAGGACACAGAGCAUAUUUUACUGCAGCAACACACUCAACCAAUUCAUAAGCCUUGUAUAACGCUUCAUAAGGGACCUGAUAGUGAGAAUCUUCCUGAAACAACGGGAGAAAAAGUGAGAAAAGAGAACAAAAGGGUCAUUGUAAGGAGUUCUUACUUUAAGCAUAAGCCUGAAUGCAAUGAAGAACAGAUAGCCACUCCCGUGGUUGCUUCUUUUACUAGUAAUUCUUGUGACAGUUCAAUCAAGAAAAGAAAAGCCUCCCCAAAUGAAGAAAUUCAAGUGGACAAUGUGAAAACUAAGCAUUUGUGUAAGGAUACAUUGCAGCCUGAUCAUGAUGAAACUGUAUUGGAGACAGAAUCUGAAGGGAAGUUUGGAUCCAACAUUUCUCACUUGAGUCAUUACUCUGACAUAGCAGAAAAAUCAAUGGAACGAUUCGUUUCGGUAAUAUCGUCAUUUCGAUUCUCUUCGGGGUCUCGAGCUAGUGGUCUCCGAGCUCCUUUGAGAGAUGUUCCGAACAGCAUCAAUAGGUCUGCUACUGCAAUGGACUUGAGUCAAUUUGCAUAUGUACCAAAUAAGAACAAAGCUCCCUCAAAAUUCCGAAAAGGACGACGUUGAUCGGUAUUUAAGCAGCAGAUCGUUUCGAUUGCCCAAGAAGACAUGGGAGUUUUGUUGUAGAUAUCCACUCUAUUUUAUUUCAACUAGGCAACAAGUUCAUAAUUUGGUUCAUCUUCAACAGCUCGAGGCGUUUCAGCUACGUUCAAACGCGCUGCUCUUCCCAGCUUCAAGCCUCAUCUGUGAGUCUAAAUGCUUCCUACUCAAUCACAUUCUUCAAAUAUGAGUCAUAGGAAUAUAUGCUUCAAAUCCUUCCUUUUCUGGAUUUAGAUGUUCCAUUAAUCACAUGUACAUAACUGAGGUGAUAUAAGGAAAGUGUAGAAUUGUUCUGUAUGUUUGUUUGAUAAUGCUUCUAAAAACAGAAAAACAAAUAGUUUGAAACCUUGUUACAUUCACAUAUGUUAGAUUACAAAAAUCAAUGGAACGAUCAUUUUGA
Molecule: messenger RNA, 2456 nt
Organism: Cucurbita maxima (winter squash)
Lineage: Eukaryota; Viridiplantae; Streptophyta; Magnoliopsida; Cucurbitales; Cucurbitaceae
Product: exonuclease 1
Exons: 15
Coding region: 128-2023 (631 amino acids)
Molecular function (GO): 5'-3' DNA exonuclease activity; metal ion binding; DNA binding
Source: RefSeq, a predicted model, not a curated record